GUUCAAGCCUAAACUAAUCCGAGCGAGCACAACAGCUACCGACGAGCUACAAACACGUCUGUGGUCAGAGAAGACGUCUCAUCCAGUCCGCCAGACACCGAAGACACAACAUGGCGACCACCGUCAGCACCCAGCGGGGACAGGUGUUCAUUGGGGAGCUUCCCCAGGAGUUCCUUCGGAUCACUCCGACACAGCAGCAACAGCAGGUCCAGCUUGACGCUCAGGCUGCCAGGCAGCUGCAGUUUGGAGGAUCAAUAGGCACCGUGGGGCGACUCAGCAUUACCGUGGUCCAGGCGAAGUUGGCAAAAAACUACGGUAUGACUCGGAUGGAUCCGUACUGUAGGGUCCGACUGGGCUACGCAGUCUAUGAAACACCAACUGCUCACAAUGGAGCCAAGAACCCACGCUGGAACAAGGUGAUCCAGUGCACGGUACCUCCUGGGGUGGACUCCUUCUACCUGGAGAUUUUUGAUGAGAGAGCGUUCUCCAUGGACGACAGGAUAGCAUGGACUCAUGUCACCAUCCCCGAAGGCCUGAGGGAGGGCAGUGUGGUGGAUGAGUGGUUUAGCCUCAGUGGCAGGCAGGGCGACGACAAGGAGGGCAUGAUCAACCUGGUGAUGUCCUUUGCUUCCUUACCAGCAGGGAUGAUGACCCAGCCGGUGGUCCUAAUGCCCUCUGUAUAUCAGCAAGGAGUAGGAUACGUGCCCAUUGCAGGUGUGCCUACAGUCUACAACCAGGGUAUGGUGCCCAUGGCGAUGCCAGCAGCUGUGCCAGCUGUUGGGGGCCAGGGGCCGGUGUGCAGCGAGGAGGACCAGAAGGCUCUGCAGGACAUGUUCCCCAACUUGGAUAAAGAGGUGGUUCGCACUGUGCUGGAAGCACAGCAGGGCAACAAGGAUGCUGCCAUCAACUCUCUGCUGCAGAUGGCUGAGGAGCUCUAACUGCAAAACACAAACUCACAGCUGACACACACACGCACACGCGCACACACACGCAUGCACACAGACAUAUUAAACAGUCUUUAUUCUGAGACUGUCCACUCUUUGCGCGCACACAGACUCAAAGCUCUUCCACAUAUACUGCAGCCAUAUCUGAGCUCCAAGGCAUCCUGUUCAUCCAGAGAUCUGUUUCCUCUCCCUUCAUUGACACUUGGCUUAAGAUUAUUUCAAUAGCAGAUAUAUUCUAGAAACUCAUGUCAGGGUGAUUGAGGUUCAUAUAUCCCAGUCUGUGUUCAUCCAGCUGAUCCCAGGGGUUUGAUUUGCACUGUUUGAGCUGUAGUUGGGCAAGUUCAGAGUCCAUCUUCUGUUUUAUGUUGACGUUGUUUUUAAAUUGUAUGUGUAGAAACAUUUCUGUUAUAGCCUGCAGUGAACUUUCACCAUUUCAUAUGUUGCUGUAAAGUGCAUUCAAAAUCUGCCGGAUUGUAGUGGAUGCAAUUAAAUUAUAUAGAAUCCUAUAUGUUGACGAGAGGGGGGGUAAGAAUGAACAAAUGAACUGAUGACAGGGUUGAGGUUUAGAACUGAAUGUCACAUCGCUCCGGGCCAUCUUUUACAAUGAUAACAAAUGAUUUGAUUAAACCCAUUUUCAAUCAGGUGAGUAGGGAUCUGAAGACUGUUAUAAAGUAAUAUCCUGUGGAGCAACUUUUUUUAAAUAAUGUCCCUGUUUUGAGGCUCAGCAGGAUGUUGUCUGUAGAGCAUUUUAGACUGAAACACAGUGACUUGGGAAUAGUGGACACCUGAAGACGGAUUUAGGGAGCUUGUUCAUGCUUCAUAGAUCGAUGUAAUGAAUUGCAUCUUCUAACAACGCAGGCAAGAGCUUUACAUGAUGGUCUUCUUGUUUUUAAAGCACAGUGUUUGUA
This is a messenger RNA of Anoplopoma fimbria (sablefish), 1852 nucleotides long. RefSeq names its product toll interacting protein (gene tollip). Bases 111 to 938 code for a protein of 275 amino acids. Lineage: Eukaryota; Metazoa; Chordata; Actinopteri; Perciformes; Anoplopomatidae. Gene Ontology annotation, cellular component: cytoplasm. Gene Ontology annotation, biological process: ubiquitin-dependent protein catabolic process. The transcript has 6 exons. Gene Ontology annotation, molecular function: ubiquitin conjugating enzyme binding; ubiquitin binding. The record is from RefSeq and is a predicted model, not a curated record.